This is a messenger RNA of Ustilaginoidea virens, 900 nucleotides long. RefSeq lists its product as uncharacterized. NCBI's taxonomy places the organism in Eukaryota, Fungi, Ascomycota, Sordariomycetes, Hypocreales, Clavicipitaceae. Bases 1 to 900 code for a protein of 299 amino acids. The record is from RefSeq and is a predicted model, not a curated record. The transcript is spliced from 4 exons.
AUGCCUCGUGUUCAGCCGUCUACGCUCGAGUUGGGUCCGGGGGCUACACGCCCUUGGCCGUGUUGCGGUUGCGUGCGGUGCGGUGACCCUUCCGUGCAAUGUUGCAAUCAACGAGGUACUAGCGGAGUGUGUUUUCGUUGUGCCUCGCUACAUCGUCCUUGUGUGUUCCGCUGGAGCGAACCCCCGGGAACCGAGGCGGCUUGCCGCGCCAUAAAACUAACGGGUUCUCCCACGCGUCCUACUACUGACGCUACCUCAUCGGGGUCUUUCGUCUCUAUUCCAUUGGCCCCUGUCCCUCUCAACCGCGAGUUUUUAGAUCUCUUUGAGCGCGGUAUUGUGGCUCUUGAGGGCAUUCAGGCCCGGUUGGAUAACGCUUCCCCUGCCAGCCUGCCUCUCUCUACUGCGGUAGAGACUAUUAACCUCCGGAACGCCCCCGACCCUACGCCUUCCCCUACAAGUCAAGGGAGGGCGGAGAUUGCGAAACUUUUGUCUAACGCACGUACCGCGAGGGACCGUGAAAUUCGACUUGAAAAGGCUGCUGCGGAUGCUGGUGUGCAGUCUCAGGUUACCCAAACUCCUCCUGGGCGGAGGACGCGCUCUGGCACCGGCCCUGCUGCGACUCGUCUCUCGAAGAAGAAGAACGCCAUGACCCCAUCUCAACGUUUGGGACCGCGGGGAGGCCGCUCUGCCGCCACUACUCCUGUGAAGCCCCAAGCUGGCCAGAAACGCCCUUCUAGGGGUCGUUUGGCUCCAGAGCCGCCCCCAAAAUUGUCUAAAGCUGCUGCCACAUUGUUGGCCCGUGCCAAACAGUCUGCGCGUGGUAAGGGCAAUAAUGGUGACUCUGAUGAUGCGGAGGAUACGGGGGACCGAGAGUGGAGUGGUGGGGAGUACGAUGAGUAG